AAGAGAUCAGAGCUACGGCUUCCGGUCCGCUAAAACGCGGUUUAGGUAAGCGGCGUGGUUGUGUCAUGUGGCGAUAGGCUUCUGAGCUCAAGUCAGCAAGUGAGGAAGCCACUACCAGCAUCCAGGCUCAGGAGUCUGGAUUCUAGUGGAAAGACUGGCUAAAAAACAAAAAACAAAGAGCCGGGAACCUGAAGACUACCUAUCCGCUGUUUCCGAGGGGGCAAAUUCCACGGGGAACCCCUCUGCCCUGGUAACGGCCAAAGAGGAGAUGGCGCCAGCCGGGGAGCGGCCGUGGCCAAGACAGUGAGGAAGCGCGAAGGCGGAGCAACCAGGAAGCCCGAGAAGAAGAAUCAGAGCUGUCGCUGUCACCACUGCCGCCACCACCAUGGAAGGAGCAAAGCCGACUUUGCAGCUUGUGUAUCAGGCAGUCCAGGCGCUUUACCACGACCCAGAUCCCAGCGGAAAGGAGCGCGCCUCGUUUUGGCUUGGGGAGCUGCAGCGUUCGGUUCAUGCAUGGGAAAUUUCUGACCAGUUGCUACAAAUCCGGCAGGAUGUGGAAUCAUGCUAUUUUGCUGCACAAACCAUGAAGAUGAAGAUUCAGACCUCAUUUUAUGAGCUCCCUACAGACUCUCAUGCCUCAUUAAGGGACUCGUUGCUAACCCAUAUACAGAACUUGAAAGAUUUGUCCCCUGUCAUUGUAACACAGCUGGCUUUAGCAAUAGCAGAUCUUGCCCUACAAAUGCCUUCCUGGAAGGGAUGUGUACAGACAUUGGUGGAAAAAUAUAGCAAUGAUGUAACUUCUUUGCCUUUUUUGCUGGAGAUCCUUACAGUGUUACCUGAAGAAGUACAUAGUCGUUCCUUAAGAAUUGGAGCUAACCGGCGCACAGAAAUUAUAGAAGAUUUGGCCUUUUACUCUAGUACAGUAGUGUCUCUACUGAUGACCUGUGUAGAAAAGGCAGGAACAGAUGAGAAAAUGCUUAUGAAGGUCUUUCGCUGUUUGGGAAGUUGGUUUAACUUGGGUGUUUUGGACAGUAACUUCAUGGCUAAUAAUAAGUUACUGGCACUCCUUUUUGAGGUUUUGCAACAGGAUAAAACCUCAUCCAACCUACAUGAAGCUGCUUCAGACUGUGUGUGCUCAGCUCUGUAUGCCAUAGAGAAUGUGGAGACUAACUUGCCAUUAGCCAUGCAACUCUUUCAGGGAGUCCUGACAUUGGAGACUGCCUAUCACAUGGCUGUGGCACGUGAAGAUUUAGACAAAGUUCUGAAUUAUUGCCGUAUUUUCACUGAACUUUGUGAAACUUUUCUUGAAAAAAUUGUUUGUACUCCAGGCCAAGGUCUUGGAGACCUGCGAACUCUGGAAUUGCUUCUGAUCUGUGCAGGGCACCCUCAAUACGAGGUAGUAGAAAUUUCCUUUAAUUUUUGGUACCGACUAGGGGAGCAUUUGUACAAAACUAAUGAUGAAGUCAUACAUGGCAUCUUUAAAGCUUAUAUUCAGAGGCUGCUUCAUGCCUUGGCUCGACACUGCCAGCUGGAACCAGACCAUGAGGGGGUUCCUGAGGAAACGGAUGACUUUGGAGAAUUUCGGAUGAGGGUAUCAGACCUGGUGAAGGAUUUGAUUUUCUUGAUUGGGUCUAUGGAAUGCUUUGCUCAGUUAUAUUCUACUCUGAAAGAAGGCAACCCACCCUGGGAGGUGACAGAAGCGGUUCUCUUUAUCAUGGCUGCUAUAGCAAAGAGUGUUGAUCCGGAGAACAACCCAACACUUGUGGAAGUCCUAGAAGGAGUUGUCCGUCUCCCAGAGACUGUGCAUACAGCUGUGCGGUAUACUAGCAUUGAGCUGGUUGGAGAAAUGAGUGAAGUGGUUGAUCGAAAUCCUCAGUUCCUUGACCCUGUGUUGGGCUAUUUGAUGAAAGGCCUGUGUGAAAAGCCCCUGGCUUCUGCUGCAGCUAAAGCCAUUCAUAACAUUUGCUCUGUCUGCCGAGAUCACAUGGCUCAGCACUUUAAUGGACUCCUGGAGAUUGCCCGAUCCCUUGACUCCUUCAUGCUAUCUCCAGAAGCUGCUGUGGGCUUGCUAAAAGGGACAGCACUUGUCUUAGCCAGAUUACCAUUGGAUAAGAUUACUGAAUGUCUCAGUGAACUAUGUUCUGUUCAGGUUAUGGCAUUGAAAAAGCUAUUGUCUCAGGAGCCCAGCAAUGGCAUAUCUUCAGACCCUACUGUGUUCUUAGAUCGCCUAGCGGUGAUAUUUAGACACACCAAUCCCAUUGUGGAAAAUGGACAGACUCAUCCAUGCCAAAAAGUCAUACAGGAAAUAUGGCCAGUUUUAUCCGAGACUCUAAAUAAACACCGGGCUGAUAAUCGGAUUGUAGAACGUUGUUGCAGAUGCCUGCGUUUCGCUGUUCGCUGUGUAGGCAAAGGAUCUGCAGCCCUGCUACAGCCACUAGUCACACAGAUGGUAAAUGUGUACCACGUACAUCAGCAUUCCUGUUUCCUGUAUCUCGGCAGCAUCCUCGUGGAUGAGUAUGGCAUGGAAGAAGGCUGUCGACAGGGACUACUAGACAUGCUCCAGGCACUGUGCAUCCCCACCUUUCAGCUCCUGGAACAGCAGAAUGGCCUCCAGAAUCACCCUGACACUGUCGAUGACCUGUUCAGGUUAGCCACUCGGUUUAUUCAGCGUAGCCCUGUCACCCUACUGAGGAGCCAGGUAGUCAUCCCAAUUUUACAGUGGGCCAUUGCCUCUACUACCCUAGACCACCGGGAUGCCAAUGGUAGUGUCAUGAGGUUCCUACGAGACCUCAUCCAUACGGGUGUAGCCAAUGAUCAUGAAGAUGACUUUGAAUUACGGAAAGAACUGAUUGGACAGGUGAUGAACCAGCUUGGACAGCAGCUUGUAAGCCAACUGCUCCACACAUGCUGCUUUUGUCUCCCCCCUUACACACUACCGGACGUGGCUGAAGUGCUCUGGGAGAUCAUGCAGGUUGAUAGACCGACCUUUUGUCGAUGGUUAGAGAAUUCCUUGAAAGGUUUGCCAAAGGAGACAACAGUGGGAGCUGUCACAGUGACACACAAGCAGCUUACAGACUUUCACAAACAAGUCACUAGUGCUGAGGAAUGUAAGCAAGUGUGCUGGGCCUUGAGAGACUUCACCAGGUUGUUUCGAUAGCUCACACUCCUGCACUGUGCCUGUCACCCAGGAAUGUCUUUUUAAAUUAGAAGACAGGAAGAAAACAAAACCCAGACUGUGUCCCACAAUCAGAAACCUCCGUUGUGGCAGAGGGGCCUUCACUGCCCCCAGGGCAUCCCGCCAGACAGGGAGGACUCCAGCCUUCUGAGGCCUCCGAGGAGUUCCUGUUUGGGGUGUAAGGGAAAAUCAGCGCGGUUUUACAAAGGUGGCUGCAGCCUGUCCGGCGUGGUGAGAGGGGAGCUGAUUUGCUGGUGAACUUGUUUUUAAAAGAAAAAUAAUUUUAAGAAAAAUUUUAAAAGGGAAAAAAAGAAAGAAAACUAAAUGGAAACAUUCACCUGGUAGCAAAUGACAAACCCACACACUGUCACACGCUAAUGUGCAGUGUACACACAGAAAACCAAAAGUGAGGAUUUUCUGUGAAACAAAAACUUUCACUUAGGGAAAAUGUGGGAAUUUGAAUGAAUUAAAUAGCUGCAAAUGAAGGUCAAGGGUCAGGGUCAUCUCUGAAAGUUUCCUACUGUUUUGUCUUCUUUCCCUCUCCCACCCCAUCCUACCCCACCCCACCCCUGCUCCGCAUUUCCUCCCCCUCAGCGUUGUUCAGUGAGCCUGUUCUGCUCUCUAUCAUGGUCACACUGAUGAUACUCAGGACCAGCCAGGGUCAAAAUUCCUAUUCAGUAGAACCCAGCCUUGGCCCUGUUCACUCUAAACCUCCUUCCAAUCCACAUGAGCUUGUUGUCAGCCUUGGAAAAAGCCAAAAUUGGGGUGGGCAGGGUAGGAUAUAAAUGUGUAUUCUGUUUUAGCUUGUUUAAGUUUUUUUUUCUUAGUGAAUUAUUUACCCACAGAUGUUCAAGAAAAAAAGGGUGGGAGUCUGAAGAAAAAAUGUUUACAAGGCUAAUUGUACUUCACUACAAAGUGUGGACAUUAAUUGACUUCUCGGGGUGAGGCUGAAGAGGGAACCCCAAAACAUCCUAAUGUUUUGAAGGAGUGCAGCCCACACAGCCAGGAGAUGUGAGGGCACUGUUCUGUCUGGUGUAGCCGUCUCAAGAACAAAUCAACAGCAACAACAACAACAAAAGGAAAAACAAUAAAUUUUUAAAAUUUAAUAA
This is a messenger RNA of Chinchilla lanigera (long-tailed chinchilla), 4284 nucleotides long. RefSeq names its product transportin 3 (gene Tnpo3). The record is from RefSeq and is a predicted model, not a curated record. Gene Ontology annotation, biological process: protein import into nucleus. Gene Ontology annotation, cellular component: cytoplasm; nuclear membrane. The transcript has 23 exons. Bases 386 to 3157 code for a protein of 923 amino acids. NCBI's taxonomy places the organism in Eukaryota, Metazoa, Chordata, Mammalia, Rodentia, Chinchillidae.